Messenger RNA from Phytomonas sp. EM1, 1524 nucleotides. The record is from the annotation of a GenBank genome assembly. Lineage: Eukaryota; Euglenozoa; Kinetoplastea; Trypanosomatida; Trypanosomatidae.
AUGCCUUUGAAGAAGAAGAAGAAGGUGAAGGAGCCGAAGCUAAAGCUUGUCGCGCCUGAGCCCCCGGGCGAUGAGUGGGAAACCAACUGGGUGUGGGAUCACAUCAGCGCCGAGCCCCAUCGCCUCUCACAGAUGAAUGGAACGCACGUGGCGGCGACGGAAGGCCUGUUUAACGUCGAAUGGGAUCUGCGCGAGGCCUCCCCACGCGAACUUCACGAUAAAGAUCGGGUCCCCCCUUACGAACGAAUCACCGAUGCAUUCGCCAAAACGCAGGACCUCUUGCGGUCCGCGCAGGAGACCGUUCGCGCCGAGCGGGAGCUUUUGGGCGACUUUGAAGGGCUCACGAAGGCGGAGAAGGCCCAUGCGGAUGAAAUUCGAAUCCGAUACGGCAAUGAGCUCGCGGCGUUGCUUGAUCAAUUAGCGGAGCUGCAUCAAAGCGUCCAGGAGGAGCUCACAUCGUCGGGGGAAGAGCUCUUAGCCCGCAUGAGGGAGGCGUCAGGUCGUGUUUGCGAAUUAGCUGCUCGCGAUCAGGAAAUUGGGGCGAGUUUUACUGAACGGAUUGCCAGACUGGAGGAGUGCGAGCGAGUCAAGGACGCUUACUAUACGGAGCACCAACAGUAUAUUCGAGAGAAUCGGAAACUAAAGGAAGAAACCAAUAUAAUACAUAGCAAGGAAGUAGAAAAUAUGGUCGAGACGCUUGGGCGUACCACCAACGAGCUGGCGGCGUCGCUAUUUACGGGUCCUUCAGGGCUUUGCAUCAACUCAUCGUCAGGUAAAGGGAGCUGGGAGGAGACGCCCGCCACGGGGGAAAAAUGCCCUGAAUAUCUCCUGAAAGAACUUAUCAAGUUGAACCUUGAGUCGAGCACUGCUCGAGAGCGACAAGCGGAGGCGAUUCGCAACAAGAUAAGCCUGCGGAGACGCGUCAAUAUGGAAAAACAACAGCUAUUCGCCGCCAAAUCGCGCAACGAGAUGCUUAAAAAGCAGCUUGAGGCGCUUAAAAAGAACUCCAGGCAGCCCUCCCCCCCUAACUGGAGAGAGGAAACCGUGGGAGGAGGAGGAGGGAUGCCAUGUGGCGUCGAAACGAGCGCUAUCAACCGACUCGCCGAGGCGCGACGGCAGCUAAACCACACCACCAAGGAGCUUUCGGAGGCCGAGGCCACCUUGGAUCAGCUGCGGCGAUAUCAUUUCUCUCAGCUCAGUGGAUCCUACAACCCCACGCGGGCCGCCGGGGAGGAGAUCCCAGCCGUGCAGCGGACGCAACUCGAUCCCACCAUCAGCGCCGCCGUCCGCCAGGUCGUCAUGGAGGCGACCAUUGAGCUGAAUGACGCCCUGAUGGCGGCGUUUGAAACGCCCGACCACGUCAAAGAGGGGGAGCCGUUGGUUUUGGAAGGCCUCCAAAGCAUCGGCUCGCUUCGGAAGCGAAGAACGAUUCAAAACUACGUCGUGAAGCGAAUCAAUAACCUGUUCACGUGUAAGAGCCUGGUGCUGCCGUUGUUAUCACCUGCUAGCAGAACCACAAUGUAA